CUACUGACCAAUAAACAUAUGAAUGAGCUGCAGACCUUGUGACUGAGAGUGACUCCUCCACCAAAAGUGCUUUGUACUACUGACCUGUCAGCCAGGCUUGAGAGGUAUGGGAAUGCUUAUACAUUGUAAGGUUUCAGCAAGUAUUGCAUGACUUUGGCACAAUGACAGCAGAGGAUUCUAUUGCUAUGAUGAGUAACGAUUCUUCUAACAUGUCAGACUCAAAGAUCACAGAGGGAGUUGCCGGCGCACCAAAUGAGGCUGCUCUCAUUGGACUUAUGGAACGUACAGGUUAUUCAAUGGUCCAGGAAAAUGGGCAAAGAAAAUAUGGAGGUCCACCACCAGGAUGGGAAGGGCUUCACCCCCCUCGUGGCUGUGAAGUAUUUGUUGGCAAAAUACCCCGUGAUGUCUAUGAGGACGAGCUAGUUCCAGUCUUUGAAAGCGUAGGUCGUAUCUAUGAAAUGCGCCUGAUGAUGGACUUUGAUGGAAAGAAUCGGGGAUAUGCUUUUGUCAUGUACACACUGAAACAUGAAGCCAAGAGGGCAGUCCGAGAUCUUAAUAAUUAUGAAAUCAGGCCUGGAAGGCUCUUAGGUGUUUGUUGCAGUGUAGAUAACUGUCGACUUUUCAUUGGGGGGAUUCCAAAGAUGAAGAAAAGAGAGGAGAUUCUAGAAGAAAUCUCUAAAGUAACUGAAGGAGUUUUAGAUGUUAUUGUCUAUGCUAGUGCUGCUGAUAAGAUGAAAAAUAGAGGCUUUGCCUUUGUAGAAUAUGACAGCCACCGAGCGGCUGCCAUGGCCAGAAGGAAAUUGAUGCCUGGAAGAAUUCAGCUGUGGGGUCACCAGAUUGCUGUUGACUGGGCAGAACCAGAAAUUGAUGUUGAUGAAGAUGUGAUGGAGACUGUCAAAAUCCUUUAUGUGCGGAACCUUAUGAUUGAAACAUCAGAGGAUAUAAUUAAAAAGGUGUUUGGCCAGUAUAAUCCUGGAUGUGUGGAACGGGUAAAGAAAAUACGGGAUUAUGCCUUUGUGCAUUUUACCAGCCGAGAUGAUGCGGUGCUGGCCAUGAGGAACCUCAAUGGGACUGAACUGGAAGGCUCUUGCAUAGAAGUCACAUUGGCUAAACCCGUAGAUAAGGAACAGUACACACGAUACCAGAAAGCUGCUAAAGGAGCAACUACACCGGCUACUGCCACUGAAGUCACCCAGCCUAAUUAUGUUUACACCUGUGAUCCCUACACGUUAGCCUAUUAUGGAUACCCAUAUAAUGCUUUGAUUGGUCCAAACAGAGAUUACUUUGUGAAAGCAGGCAGCAUAAGAGGCAGAGGGCGAGGCGCAGCUGGCAACAGAGCCCCCGGUCCCAGGGGCACCUACCUGGGGGGAUAUUCGGCCGGCCGUGGCAUUUAUAGCAGAUAUCAUGAAGGGAAGGGUAAACAGCAAGAAAAAGGCUUUGAACUUGUACCCAACCUGGAAUUACCAUCGGUCAAUCCAGUUGCUCUUAAGCCCGGUACAGUUGCCAUUCCCACGAUGGGUAGUUCUCCGUACUCCAUGUUUCAGGCCUCGGCUGCCAAGCUGAUCGAAGAGGGGAAAAUCCACGGGAUGGAACACAUGAUGAAUCCCAUCACUUUACAGGCCGAUCAAGUGAACGCUGUGACUGGAGCAGCUGUCAUGCCUUCAGUGUCAACACCUCCACCAUUUCAGGGCCGCCCAAUAACUCCAGUCUAUACUAUGGCUCCCAAUGUGCAAAGGAUUUCUGCUGCCGGAAUUUAUGGUGCAAGCUACAUGCCCAUUGCUGCUCCUACCACAGCCACAUUAGCCACACUACAAAAGAAUGCAGCCGCUGCAGCAGCAAUGUAUGGGGGAUAUGCUGGCUAUAUUCCUCAAGCCUUUCCUACUGCAGCCUUCCAGGUUCCAUUGCAUGACAUCUACCAGACUUACUAAGACUGCAUCUCUAGAGGAGGAGGAAGUGCUACUGAAGGAACUUUUAUAUAUUUAUGAAGAAAGAACCUAAAGAUAUAUUCUUAGAAGAAUAUUUUAUAUAUGUGAAUUUUUCAAAAAGGCAGUUUUUGAAAUGGAUGCAUAGGUUUGUUCAUACAUUUCUGCAUUUUUAUGCUUUAACCAUGUAGAUUUAUAUUAUAUGGUUUGGUUGCUUAGGUUUUUAACAAUAUAUAUAUAUAUAUAUAGGCAACAUUACUGGUAUGAAGGUGUGUUUUUAUUUUAUUUGUUUUUUUAUAUAUAUAUAUAUUUAGAACAUUCUGCACUAGAGAGUUAUCUAUAUAUAUGUCAUGUAGUACAUUCAAUAAUAAUGUAACUGUAAUAUAUAGGUAUGUAAAAGUACAAGAGCAGCUAAAGCAUAAAGAGUAAAUAUUCCAUAUUUAAAAGAAAAAUAUAGAGAGAGAUUGUAGAAAGGUACUUUAUUUAUAAAGCUGUACUGAAACAUCUUGGGAUAUCUAGGGAUAAUAUAAGGUUUCUUCCAUGACCUAUAACGUAUAUAGUAUUUACUAUAUAAAUGAAAAACUUAUAUCAAGCCUUCAAGGUGAAGGCUAAUGGCCCUCUGUGCAAUAUUAACAGAAUUAUUCAUAGAGGUUUAACAGGUUGUUUCUCUGUCAAUACCUGGCGGUAUUACAUGAAACUGCCAGGAAGCUCAGUGACUUCAAACAAUAGUAUUCUAUGGUGUCAGUGGAAGUAGUCUUGUGUGUCUGUUUAGGUAGGAAUGUCCAAGCAGCAGUUUGCCAUUGUGGGAUUUCAAUUUACCAUUUUUGGGGAACAAAAACAAAAUGGUA
This is a messenger RNA of Nanorana parkeri, 2770 nucleotides long. It is a transcript of the gene RBM47, whose product is annotated as RNA binding motif protein 47. The record is from RefSeq and is a predicted model, not a curated record. Gene Ontology annotation, cellular component: nucleus. Gene Ontology annotation, molecular function: mRNA binding. NCBI's taxonomy places the organism in Eukaryota, Metazoa, Chordata, Amphibia, Anura, Dicroglossidae. Bases 162 to 1928 code for a protein of 588 amino acids. The transcript has 5 exons.